Messenger RNA from Anoplopoma fimbria (sablefish), 2018 nucleotides. It is a transcript of the gene rrad, whose product is annotated as Ras-related associated with diabetes. Gene Ontology annotation, cellular component: plasma membrane. Gene Ontology annotation, molecular function: calcium channel regulator activity; GTPase activity; GTP binding. The transcript has 6 exons. The record is from RefSeq and is a predicted model, not a curated record. Lineage: Eukaryota; Metazoa; Chordata; Actinopteri; Perciformes; Anoplopomatidae. The coding region runs from base 123 to 1316 and encodes 397 amino acids.
AAUGAAGGAGUAGAACCAUCUCAAGGAGGAUCAGAAGAAAUGGACAGCAUCUUUAAGUGGGCUUUCCCUCUUCAAGGACUCAUCUCUGGCCGCCCCCUCAAAGGUAAGCUCCCCAUUUGGCGAUGCGGAAGGGAGAUUCCUCAGCUCUUCCAGGCAUACACCCCCUCCUCUGUGUGAUGAUGCCUUUACGCACCACUAUAAUAAGCGGAGACGUGAUUUUCUGGGGCGAAUCCCUGCCGACGUCACUCCCAGACCUUUAUAAAUAUCCCGAGCAAGAGCCUCUGAUCAGACUCAAACACAACCGCUUUUUCCGGCUACUACACUUCAAACCAAAGGAUUAUUGGAUUUCCCUCGUUAUUGAAUUGCCAAUCCUCCGUAAAAGCGCAAUGACUUUGAACAAGGGUGACAAAUUGCGGAACAUGGACAAGAGGAGAGGAAGCGUGCCGUUCCCCAUGAAUCUACCAAACCUGCACCGGAGAAGCAUGCCCGUGGACGACCGGGACCUGCGCGCCACGAUGCCACAGACCGGGCAGACCGACGAGCUGUCCAACCUCCUGCGCUGCACCUCCUACUCCCAGAGCGAGCAGCACCGCGGCAGCUGCGCGUCCGACUCCUCCGACUCCGUCAUCUCCACCGGCAGCGAGACGGAGUCCACGCUGCACAAAGUGGUCCUCCUCGGGGAGCACGGCGUCGGCAAGUCCAGCCUGGCUCGGGUCUUCGGAGGGGUUGAGGACGCUGGUCACGACUGCGAUGAAGCAGGAAACACUUAUGACAGAUCUAUCGUGGUGGAUGAAGAAGAGUCAUGCAUUGUGUUGUAUGACAUCUGGGAACAGGAUAACAGCCAGUGGCUGAAGGAACAGUGCAUGAGGAUGGGAGACGCCUACAUCAUCGUGUAUUCAGUGACAGACAAAUCAAGCUUCGAGAAGGCGUCAGAGCUGCGGAUUCAGCUGCGCCGGGCCAGGCAGUCAGAGAACAUUCCCAUAAUCCUUGUGGGCAAUAAGAGUGACCUGGUGCGGUCCAGAGAGGUGUCUGUAGAUGAGGGAAGCGCCUGUGCAGUUGUAUUCGACUGCAAGUUCAUCGAGACGUCUGCGUCCCUUCACCACAAUGUGCAUGACCUAUUCGAGGGCAUCGUCAGACAGAUCCGCUUGAGGAAAGACAGCAAGGAGGAGAACGCACGACGCAUGGCCAACUGCAGGCGCAGAGAGAGCAUCGGCAAAAAGGCCAAGCGGUUUCUGGGCCGCAUGGUCGCACGCAAGAACAAGAAGAUGGCUUUCAGGCAGAAGUCAAAGUCCUGCCAUGACCUAACAGUCCUUUGAGGAGCAAACGGGACAGACAGACAUUUUUUUUUAUUUGGCCUCUGAAGACCAGACGCUGUGUGUGUUUUAACACUAACCCUAAAGGACUAAUAGAGCUGUACAGAAAUAUAUUUUUACUUUUUAGACACCAACCAAAUGUAAAGAGCGGAUUUAAUUAAUAAAAAAAUGAGACUAUUCAAGUCAUAUCAUGAUAAUGGUGAAAACCUGCAUGAAGCUUUGCAAAAAUGUCUUUUAUUUUAUUAUUAUUUUUGUCUGCCUUAAACAUGUUGCUGUCAUAAUAGGCUGUGUAUGUAUGAAAAAUCCACAAAGGCUUGUUAUUUCUCAUGAGUUGCACAGAUUGCCUUGCUGUUGGGUUAUUGUUUUGCUCCUUUAUUGGAGGGGAUUGAUGUAAAUACUAAAACAUGAAUGUUGCUGAAUGCAACGUACAUCUCAAUAUCCUAAAAGACACGGUGAAGAAUCACAAUACUUGGUCAUCUGGAGUCAUAUUUACUUGAAACGUGGUACGCAGGUUCGUGCCUCAGCCAAGUUAUUGCGGAGUAUUCGAAGAUAUGAGAAAACUGUUUUUCUAUGUUGUUCAAUAACAUUAAAUUCAGGAUGUGAAUGUAUGAGUAAAGCAAUAAGUUAUAUAAAUCUUGUGUACCUUGACAUUGUUUGGAAAUUCUUUGUUUACGCUGAUUUCCUUUUUCAAUGAAAUAAAACAAA